Messenger RNA from Sinocyclocheilus anshuiensis, 1975 nucleotides. RefSeq names its product protein-tyrosine kinase 6-like. The coding region runs from base 153 to 1664 and encodes 503 amino acids. The record is from RefSeq and is a predicted model, not a curated record. Gene Ontology annotation, molecular function: ATP binding; protein tyrosine kinase activity; protein binding. The transcript is spliced from 8 exons. Gene Ontology annotation, biological process: protein phosphorylation. Lineage: Eukaryota; Metazoa; Chordata; Actinopteri; Cypriniformes; Cyprinidae.
AAUAAAGUAUGCCUGUUUAGUCUACUGAGCUUGUGUCAUUGUCGUCCACAGGCGUGGUUCAAAUGCGGAAGGUUUCACUCUAAUGUCAGUUCCCUAAAACAGUCUCAUAUGGGAAUCCGCUAGCAGGUGUCUCUCGGGGACAGUUUUAUCUCAUGGGGGAAUGUUUGAGGAAAACUUGCCCAUGUCUUAAGACAUUAUGGGACAGAAUAUACGGACCCUCACCGACCGACGGAGAAAACAGCGUGAAAACUGACAGCGACUGUACCGGCGAUGGGCUCGGUAAUAUGGAAUCUGACCGUUACGGACAACCGGCGAGCGCGCCGCUGCCACCUCGGAAGACAGCCGCUUCACUUUAUACGGCUCUGUGGGACUUUGAGGCUCGCGACGGCCAGGAGUUGUCGUUCAAAGCUGGUGAUAUGUUAGAGAUUGUCAGCAGUUCCGGUGACUGGUGGAGUGCGAAGAAAAUCGACUCACAAGGGCGCGCGGCCACCGGUUUUGUACCGUUCAAUUAUCUGGCGCGUGCGGAGUCCGUGGAAUCUCAACCGUGGUUUUUUGGAAAGUUGAGUCGUGUUGAGGCAUUGAGUCACCUCAUGUCAGCAGAAAAUGAUAAUGGAUCCUUUCUUGUGCGAAUCAGUGAGACUGACAGCAUGGGCUUCGUACUCUCAGUGAAAUCACAGACCAAAGCAAAGCACUUCAAGAUCUACCAUACUAGUGGUCAGUUCUAUGUGGAUCCAUCUCCUCAAUUUGCCAGUGUAUUAGAGGUGGUUGAAUAUUAUCAAACUCACCCACUCUCCACUUCGGAUUUACUUAGGAAACCCUGCAUUCGGAAAAUGCCCCGGGUUCUUCCACCCCCCUCAGUCGAUGAAUGGGAGCUGCCUAAAGAACAAUUUACUCUUGAGAAGAUGCUCGGCGGUGGCCACUUUGCUGAUGUUUACAGCGGCAGGUGGAAAAAUCACACUAAAGUGGCCAUCAAAAUCCUCAAGAACAAUGGUGAGCUCACAGCUAGAGACUUUCAGUUGGAGGUGCAGAUCAUGAAGCAUUUCCGUCACAGGCACCUGAUUUCUCUCUUUGCCGUCUGCACUUCCUCUGCCCCAUUUUACAUAAUCACCGAACUAAUAGAGAAGGGAGACCUGCUUAAGUUCCUAAAAAAUCCAGAGGGUAGGGCACUGGAUAUGGAGUCUCUGAUCGACAUGGCAGCUCAAGUGGCAGAUGGAAUGGCAUAUUUAGAGGCACAUAACAGUAUUCACAGAGACCUUGCAGCAAGAAAUGUUCUAGUUGGAGAGGGAUAUGUCUGCAAAAUUGCUGAUUUUGGCCUAGCUCGAGACAUUAAGGAACCUGUUUAUAUAUCUGGUGACAAGAAAAUCCCAUAUAAAUGGACCGCGCCGGAGGCUAUCGGUCAUGGCCGUUACUCAGGCAAAUCUGAUGUCUGGUCAUUUGGGAUUCUCCUUUAUGAGAUUGUCACAUAUGGAGCUGUACCUUAUCCAGGUGUCCGUAAUUGUGAUGUGUAUGAUCUCGUCACACGAGACAACUACAGAAUGCCUUCGCCACCUCACUGUCCACAGGUCAUUUAUAACAUCAUGCGAUCUUGCUGGAAAGCAGAGCCAGAGGACCGUCCAACAUUUAAGAUUCUGAGGCAUGAACUAGAAAACUAUCAAGGCAACUGAGGGGACUUGCAAACAUCCUGUGGUCUUAAACUCUUAUAUAGCAAAACAAGACUGACCUUGAACAAUUCUUAAAGACAGAUGCAUCAUACAAUCAUCUUGGAUUAUUCCACCAUAUCAGUUUUCAGAUAAAGAGGAAGAUGCACGUAUAAAGCACUUUUUGUAGAUUUAUUUAUGUUUAGAGCAAUUAUUGACUGACUUUAAUGAGACUAUGCUAUUGUUUUUUUUUUUGUAAUAAACAUUGUUGUUCUCAGGUAAAGUGUACUGAUUGAAUGACCAAAAAAAAAAAGUUUAUAAAUCUGUAACUGACAGUG